Molecule: messenger RNA, 1974 nt
Organism: Kluyveromyces lactis
Lineage: Eukaryota; Fungi; Ascomycota; Saccharomycetes; Saccharomycetales; Saccharomycetaceae
Gene: PIB2
Product: Pib2p
Exons: 1
Coding region: 1-1974 (657 amino acids)
Biological process (GO): protein targeting to vacuole; protein transport to vacuole involved in ubiquitin-dependent protein catabolic process via the multivesicular body sorting pathway
Cellular component (GO): ESCRT-0 complex
Molecular function (GO): metal ion binding; phosphatidylinositol-3-phosphate binding; ubiquitin binding
Source: RefSeq, a predicted model, not a curated record
AUGAGCAGCGUUCAUUCUCAGACCAGUGAGGUCGAUGUGCCAGCUGCGUGUACUGGAAAACUGAAAAAUCAAGCAGAAGUUGGAAAUGGGUCUAGAAAUGGGUCUGAGACGUCAAUAGCAUCGAUGAAAUCGGCGAAGUCGACUAUCACUUUUGAGAAGCAGAAAGUCGUUCCUAGGGCCAGAACCAUGUCUGUACAGAGUGUUUUGAGUUCGUUCUCACUCCGGAGUAUGUUGAACACUAGAGAGCAUGGUGGGCCUCAAUCGCAGAACUGUGAUGAAGAGGAAUGUACCAAUACGAUGCACAAUCAUAAUACCAGUAAUAAUAAUAAUAAUAGUAAUAAUAACAGCAGCAGUAUUGCAACGACGUUUAUCAAUCCCACUCAACAGAUACAGUCGCCAGCUAUGGCUUCUACGAUGGUCAAGAAACGCAACGGGGUUGCGGGCAAGAACAAGCAAACUUUCCUGUCGGAUUUACCAAUGACUGAGUCACGUUCAAGAAUUGGCCAACAGUUACCUUUUAACGAUGAUAAACGGAAAUCUGCUAGGGAUUUAUGUAAACAGAGAUCGUCUUCGAAUACUAGUUCCAAUUCGACCGCGAAUUCGAACUCGAAUUCGAAUUCUAACCUGAAUACGGCAAAUCCAGACUCUAAGACGAGAAAAGGGUCAUCUCGUGGUUCCGAAGAUGCUGCCUCAGAUACUACUACCAACAACACUAAUAGUAACUCUGAAAAUGAAUCCAGUGGCGACGCAUCUCCAAUAGAUUCGUCUCAUGACUCCGAGUCUGAAGAAGAUGAUAUUUCAAAGCAAAACAAGUUGACAACAGAUGCGUUGAGGAAACUUUCGUUGCUGCAGCAAAGUAAGGGUGCUGUAUGUAAAUCAGUACAGACAACGCCGUUGACCUCGAGUGAAAAUUUGGUGGAUCCAAAAGAACCUCUGACUCAACUUAAGUUUGGUGGAAAAAACGUUAUUUUGGAUACAACUGCUACCAUUCGUAAGAACUCUGUAGCAAUGGAGGCAUCAGGGGAUCAAAACGAAGCUCGUAAGCAAUCUUUGGAAAUUAUUUCGCAACCAACUGGUGUAACUUUACAUGGAACGUCUCAUAAUUUCAACGAAGCUAAGGGCAUUUGUUCCAAUAGUACAGCCUCAUCUAACUCGAAGAGACUCUUACAGCAGAUUAACGAACCGAAGAAACCGAUGUAUGUUCCUGCAGUGUUGAGAGACAUUUCUGAGACGAACAUAAAGAUAGAAGAUUUGAAGUCACAUUCUCCUACACCAUCUGAUGUAACACAAACAACUUUACAAGCUGUGCUGUCUAAACAUUCGAACACUUCCAAUUCAAAUUACGCCAGAAGUAUUCAUUCUACCACAUCAUCCAUUGUGAGCACUUAUAGAAACAAAAUUCAAUCCUGGCUGUGUAAUGAAAGGGAUCUGCAAUUACAAUUGAUUCAACCCACCAAAGAGCACUGGAUUCCAGAUUCCAAACGUCAUUCUUGUAAAUACUGUCACAAAAUUUUCACGUUCUGGGAAAGAAAACAUCACUGCAGGCAUUGCGGUGAUAUCUUUUGCCAGCAACAUGUCAGACACUGGCUAUACUUAAACCCUAACGCCAAGUUUAUCAUUGGUUGUGGAGGGUUAGGCGUGCUAUCUAAAAUAUGUGACAGUUGCUUAGAUGAAUAUGACACUCUGGUUAAGGCUGGACCCGCCAAAGAUCAGGCAGAAUUGCAACAGCAGCAGCAGCAACCACCUUCUACUUCUACUUCCUCAACUUCUUCAUCACAUUCUGGUUCGAUUCGUGAAAAUGAAAAUGAAAAUAGUGGAAACCAUUCUAACACACUACUCAAUUUGCCAAAACCCGCAACAGGAAGAAAUAUAGACGAAGCAUUAAAUGGUACUGAGGGUAGUGUAAACCAACGGCAGCACUUGGAAAAUAUUGUAGGAAGUGUUCCUGCUGAUUGGUCUUGGAGCAGUUUCUAA